Messenger RNA from Coprinopsis cinerea okayama7#130, 498 nucleotides. RefSeq lists its product as hypothetical. The record is from RefSeq and is a predicted model, not a curated record. Bases 1 to 498 code for a protein of 165 amino acids. The transcript is spliced from 3 exons. NCBI's taxonomy places the organism in Eukaryota, Fungi, Basidiomycota, Agaricomycetes, Agaricales, Psathyrellaceae.
AUGCUUCGAACCUCUCAGGGACAAGAGGAGCAAGAGGAAGCAGAACCCAUCUGGACCAAUCCCAAGAUCUGCAGGACCUUCCCCCCUGGGCUAAUCGUACUGCAUGAGCCGUCUCUGUAUUUUGCUGAUGCUGAAGAUGAACUAUUACCUUCUGUCGUCCUGUUCGAUUCCCAAUUACUGAAUCUGCAACUCCCGAUCACCAAGGCACCUUCGGAUACCUACCAGUAUCUUCCCCGGAGGGAUAGGCAGUUUGAACCCGUCUUUGGGCUGGUAGAGAAGUUCUUUGAAUGGGUAGCUUUAUUCGAACUCGCCGAGGACGAGGACACAAUUCCAUCGUCUCAAGGCGAAGAUGACGAAGUCGAAGCCCUGCACCAGCCAGGCAAACAGAUGAAACUGUACCGCGUCAAGUCUCCCAAAGAAGUGCAGCUAUUUCGUUGGGAAGAAGUUAUUAGUUCGAGCGCAGAGGACGCUGUUCCUGUGACACGAUUUGUAUUCUAG